AUGCUUCGCCUCCUUUUUCCUGCGCUCGUCGUCGUGUCUGUGCUCUGUGGACACGGGACAGAAAGCGCCACUACAAAAGGAAAAGCACAAGCGCUUAACUGCUUCACCGAGAUGAACGAGGCCAGGGCAGCCGCGGGGUUCCCUGCGUUUGCCAACGCAACAGAAGCGGGACAAAUACUACCGGAACACUCUGCGCUGGUAGACAUAAACUCUGGAACUUUAUGGGACCAAAUCUGCAAAAAGAUAGUGGGAGAUGGGGAAGAGAGCUCUGAAAUCGAUAAAUUGGUGGGAACGCCCGCAUACUACGCCGGCGAGAGUGAUUGCGAAGCAGCAGUGAAGUACUGGCAAGGCGGCUUUUCUCUCUUCAGUAACAGUUUGCCUCCAAAAUACACAGCGCUGAAUAACCCUGAUGUAUAUACCGACAGGGCCGUCUCCUUUGUUGCUCUCUAUAACCCCAAGACGAACCCUGUGGCCAGCUGCGCGUUUGUCACCUGCACAACAACGGGCGGAAACGAGUUUGCUGCCCAAUCCCUGUCUAGAAGCCACAACGGGCGGAUAUUGAGGAGACUCGAAGAUAACACUCAAACGACUACUGCCGUUCUCUGCCUGACGAAUCCGAAAGCACUGAACACGGGAGAAGCGCCAUUCAAGGAAGAGGAAUGGCAGAAGAUUGUUCAUGCUAUAGCUGGUGUUGAACAGGGCAACGGGGAUUCCCCGGUCAGGCCGUCAUUGGCACUUGGGUUCAUUAUGAUCCUUUUCUCCAAUGGUCUUUUUUAA
Messenger RNA from Eimeria necatrix, 777 nucleotides. Its product is annotated as SAG family member. The transcript is spliced from 4 exons. Bases 1 to 777 code for a protein of 258 amino acids. The record is from RefSeq and is a predicted model, not a curated record. Lineage: Eukaryota; Apicomplexa; Conoidasida; Eucoccidiorida; Eimeriidae.